GGGAAGAAGACCGAAAGACCAGCCGGACGGGCAUGACGUCACUUCCGGCUGAUUCGGAAGAGGCGGGGCCGGGACGUGCCUGGCCUCCGCCCCCAGAGAGCCAGGUGGAGGCGGGGUUACGGGCGAUGAGGAGGGGCCCAGUGGCGGAGUUUACGGCGGUUCUUUUGACUCCGCAGUUCCGUAGCCUCUGCAGCCAGAGCAAGCUUCCCGAGCCUGCGCGGAGCGGGCAGAGUGUCGUGAGCCCAAAGGGUGUCUUCUCCCGGAAAAGAAGGCCAGGAUGCUCUGGUCCUUUUCAAGCUACUCAACUGUGGGAUGGUAUUAUUCACUCCCUUCAGACUCAAGUGGAAAUCAAAAGAAGGAGGCAUCAUUUACGAACAUACAAAGACUGGCUUACUGGUUCUGAUGCUGUUGAUGUGAUAUUAAGUCAUCUUAUGCAAAAUAUGUGCCUAAGCAGUAAUGACAUCUCUCGUCUCAAAGGAGUUCGUCUUUGCCAAGUUCUAAUGAACCAUAAAGUAUUUGAACUAGUAGGAAUAAAGCUAUUCAAAAAUGAAAAGGAAUUGGAAAUUGAAGGUUCAAACAAUAGUCUCUACAGGUUUCUAGGCAAUAAAUCAUCUUAUGUUUGCAAAAGAAAAAAGGGUUCUGAGAAUGGGUUAACUGAUGAAAUAAAAGCAAAGGAAUCUUUAAGACCAGAAGAUGAAGUGAUUUCAAACCCUCUAGCACAAGAGCUGGGUGAGGAAAGAAUUGAGGAACUUAUUGAUACAAUGAGUAGGAAUCUGGCUUUACCUCCAAACAUCUGAUUUGACAGACCUGUUCUCCCACUUUCAAAAGAAGGUAAUUUCAUUUCCUUCUAUAUCCUGAUUGCUUCAGCCAAGACAGAUGUUUGGAAACAACAAACAUUGUUAAGCAUUCGUCAACUGAUACACCUUCCAUUCUUGGAAAAUAUUUUGGCAACUCCAGUUAAAACACGAAAUCUUGGAUUAAGUAAAAAGGAAAAUCUUGUUAUCUCAAACAGUUGCCUGGACAGAGAGGUUAUUCCAAACUUAUGCCUACCUGAGAUUGAUAACUGGCUUAAGGCAGCACUUGAAUGCUUGGAACAUUUCCCUGACCAGUUAGUAGUUAAUGUCAGCCAGCAGUUAGUACAGAACAGAAAUGAAGAGACAAGAUUGAAUAUGCUGAAGUUACUCUUUGAUGUCAUAGUAAAGUAUUAUAACGAGAGAGAUUGCUUAUUAACUGAUGAGUAUUUUGAUAUUCAUUUAGGAAUUAUUGAACUUUUAGAAAAUGAGAAAAGAACAGAAGCAAUUGAAGCAACACAACCAUAUCUAAGAUUUUUAUUGCCCAACGUUAAAGAAGAAUUACAACGGUUACUUACUUUUAUGGCUCUUGCAUCAGAACCUAAUGCCUACAAGGUGCAAAAACAGUUUGCUAACAAAACGGUGGUCCUGAAAACUCUUGCCAAAGCAGUUUUGCAAUCCAGAUCAUUAUUAAAACUCCGGACAGAACGACUAGUCUUAUUUCUACUGAAGUUUCAUUCUGAGCUCUUCAAGGCACCGGUUACUUUAUUAGAUCUGAUUAAUAAGAAACUUAAGAUGCUUCUACAUGGAGACGAUCCAGAUGCCAUAUCAGGUAUUGAUCCAGACUUACUCUUUCUUCAUCGUUACGUGACUGAUACAGGUACAUAAUUUGGAAAGGAUGAGUAUGGGUGAGUAAGUAAUAAAUAUAUAAAAGGUGGUGACAUUAAGGUUAUUUUUUAAUAUCUCCAGAGCAAGUGCUCUUCUUUUCCAAGCCCUUUGAUUACCUUUCUGGAAGAAAAAAAAAAAACAAAAAAAAAACUGUCUGUAUCUCAUUGCGACUCCCAUGUCUCAGACCCGCUUCCACUUAUUACCCGCCUGCCUGCUUCCUUGCUCUGUGUGCCCUGUUUUCUCAUUUUCUUAUUUUCUCAUUUUUCUCUCCAAUUCAUUCUCCUGCUUUUCCCUCCCCCUCCCCUUCCCUCCUCUUUUCUAGGAAAUGAAAAAGUUUUAUAGAGGAGGAGCUUCAAAUACUCUCCAACACCCAGUGGAAUAGACUAAUUCUUUCCACUUAGUGUCUUGGUGCAAUUGAUCUGAUUACUUAAUUUCAAAUUUCUUUAAACAGUAAAAUUUUUUAAUUCAAAUUUCCUAAGAUUGUCAUGUGAGAGACAAAAUAAAAUAAUAGGUAUAAUUUUGGGUGUUAGGGCCAAAUUGCCUGGUUGAGUUAUUUAACCUCUUUGUACUCAACUUCCUCUUCUACAAAAUGGGAAUAAUUGUAUCUACCUCAUAAUUGUUAAAUAUUUACUAUUUAUAUUAAUAAUAUAAUAUAAAUCAUAAAUACUAUAUUUGAAUUAUAUUAUUUAAAUCUUAAAUACUGUUAAUGUUUAAUAUCAGUUGACAUUAAUAUUAUCCUAUUAUGUGUCAGACACUGCUGAGUACUAACAUGGAUUUAUGAAAUUAUUUAUUUUACACAAUAAUCUAUUGUGUAGGCAUCAUUAUUAUCCCAUUUUAUGGGUAAGAUAGGAGUUUCCUGGUGGCUCAGCAGGUUAAGGAUUUGACAGUGUCACUGCUGUGG
Sus scrofa (pig) is the source of this 2580-nucleotide messenger RNA. Lineage: Eukaryota; Metazoa; Chordata; Mammalia; Artiodactyla; Suidae. The record is from RefSeq and is a predicted model, not a curated record.